AUGCAUUUCACAACUUUCUUAGCACUCGUCAGCGGUGCCGCUGCUCAAUUCCGUGGAUUCAACUAUGGUUCAAAAGAUCUCGAUGGCUCCCCACGGACUUUGCAAGACUUCGAGGACCAGUUCAACGCCGCAAAGCGACUGCCUGGUCAGGAGGGCGUUUUCACAUCUGCCCGCCUCUUCACAAUGAUCCAAGAUGGAACAUCUGGGGAUCUCAUCAGUGCCAUUCAAGCUGCGGUUAACACAGACACCAACUUGCUGCUGGGUCUUUGGGGAAGUGCUGGUCAAGAGGCUUUCAAUUUAGAGCUGGCUGCUCUCAGAUAUGCCAUUCAGCAAUAUCCGGACCUUGGCUCGCGGGUUGCCGGUAUCUCUGUCGGUUCUGAGGACCUUUACCGCAACUCUCCCACUGGUAUUGAGAACAUGAGUGGACGUGGUGCUUCGCCUGAGGAGAUCGCCAACUUCAUCGGUCAAGUCCGCCAGACCAUUGCCGGAACUGGCCUCUCGGGAGUCUCUGUUGGCCACGUCGAUACUUGGACCGCCUACGUGAAUGCUUCCAACAACGCUGUUAUUGAGGCCGCUGAUUGGCUUGGUGUCGAUGCAUACCCCUACUUCCAAACCACCCAGGCAAACGGUAUCGAGAACGGCGAAAGCUUGUUUUUCGCUGCAUACGAAGCCACUGUGAAUGUUGCUCAGGGCAAGCCUGUGUGGAUUACAGAGACUGGCUGGCCUGUAGCAGGUCCUCAGUCUGGUGUUGCCACUGCUUCUACGGAUAAUGCUCGAACCUACUGGCGCGACGUUGCCUGCCGCGUUCUCGGCACCGACACUAACCUGUGGUGGUUCACUCUUGAUGACGACCAAGCUACGAGCAGUGACGUGUCGUUCAGCUUGGUAAACCCCAGUGAUCUCUUCGGCACUCCUUUCUAUGACCUUUCUUGUCCGGGUAGUGCCGCACCAUCUUCGACUAGCUCUGCCAGCGCUUCCGUCACCUCAAGCGCCGUCAACUCCGCGUCUUCGACCAGCUCUACUAGCGCUACYGCAACCUCGGGCGCCGUUUCGUCUGCGUCUUCUGCAGUUUCAAGCGCAGCCUCUUAUGUUUCCUCCGCUUUGUCUAGCGCAGCUCCUUCCACAUCGACCGUCGUGUCUGCUUCUGUCUCGGCAAUCACACCCUCGACGCUUUCAACAGUUAUUGGAACCCCCACAAAGAAGCCAGCAUGCCCAAGCCCCACUAAGCCUGCUGAGACACCCUCCGACAAGCAUUGCCCUACGAAUCUGAGUGGCGCAUACGAGUAUCCUCAUCUCAUCGUACCAGUCGACUCAGCCAACCCAACCACCGCCAAGGGCACAUCCUACUUCGGCACAGUCUCUCCCACUGUGAGCAGUGUCUUCAACUUCGACAUUAAGCCGGAAGAUGCAGGCAAGACUUGCUCCAUUGUCUUCCUCUUCCCCAAGCAAGAGGACCUGGAGACUUCAUCAUUCACCUUCAACGGCAAAGGCGGUAUGAAGGUAACUUCGCUCGCUGGUCCGGCCACUGAGCAGACCACAUACGACACAGUUCCCGCAGCUGGCCAGGUUUAUGGUACUGUCUCAAAUGUUGCUCCAGGCAACGAAUAUCAUAUUGCCAGCAUUGCUUGCCCAGCUGGUCAGCGUAUUGGUGUGGAAAUCUCCUCUACUGAUGGUCUCGAUCUCCACUAUUUCCAGGACUACAACCCAAGCCCGAUUGGCGCUUAUAUUACCGUGUGUUAA
Ramularia collo-cygni is the source of this 1740-nucleotide messenger RNA. RefSeq lists its product as uncharacterized. The coding region runs from base 1 to 1740 and encodes 579 amino acids. The transcript has 3 exons. The record is from RefSeq and is a predicted model, not a curated record. Lineage: Eukaryota; Fungi; Ascomycota; Dothideomycetes; Mycosphaerellales; Mycosphaerellaceae.